Parathielavia appendiculata is the source of this 1026-nucleotide messenger RNA. RefSeq lists its product as uncharacterized. The record is from RefSeq and is a predicted model, not a curated record. The coding region runs from base 1 to 1026 and encodes 341 amino acids. NCBI's taxonomy places the organism in Eukaryota, Fungi, Ascomycota, Sordariomycetes, Sordariales, Chaetomiaceae. The transcript is spliced from 5 exons.
AUGACCGCUGAUUUCGCGGUCCGCAGCGACAUCGACCCCGUAUCGCUGGCCACGUAUGAAGCCCCGUUCACUCCGAUCAACGCCAAGUUCCCUCUCACCGAUUACGCGGGAGCCAUCAUCGAACAGGGCAUCACACACCUCAAAGCCCCUCGCGUGCAACUGGCCAACGUCACCUCACCUACGGAUUUUCCCGAAGCUACAGCUUCGUUUAGCCAGUCUGAUACGCCCGUCAGCGACUACGUCUUUCAGCUAACGCAGCAGAGCGAACUCGCCAUGCCUGAUCUCAAGAUCGGGGAAACUCUCACGCCGGCGGCCGAACCCGACGAUUGGCUGAAGGUUCCUCUUGUCGAGGGCUGGCAAAACCAGAAAGUCCGCGCCCGCUCGUAUCCGCUGAGUCAGAGGGAUCGAGAGGUUCUUAACAAGACCUUCAACGCCCUCUACAAACAGUGUCGAAUACGCUGGGCAAAAGGCGCUGGUCCUUUUGCUCAUCCCGUCUUUGUCGUGUGGGGGAUGAGCCGAGGCGAACUGAAGGGACGCGUCGUUAAUGAUCUUCGUGGUCUAAAUAAGGUGACGGUUCCUGAUAACUACCCGCCUCUGAGCUCCAACGACGAACACAACAACAACGGCAACCAGGGCAUUGGAUGUGACGACUUCAUCGGCUCCAAGCUUGGGACCUUCUUCAACGACAACACCGCCCCGAAAGGUAGCAGCACAUUCAAGGCUCUGCUUCUCGGCAAGACCACGAGGUACAACACACCACGAGUGGCAGUGAUCAUAAAGGACCUCUCGAAAAAAUUCAAGGAGAUUGUCAAUUUCCAUACCUACGAAGGCCAGGGCAAGCGUCACGACUUAUACGACACACCUCAGGGCGGAACAACUCUCGACGCACGGGAUGUGAACAGUUUCAACUCGUUCUGGCGGGCCAAGGCUUCCUGGGACAGCGAAGUAUGGCCUUUCAUCGAGGAUGUCUUCGCAUUCUCCCCCAAAGCUACUCCUAGCAAUAACAAGGUCGAUGAGGAUAUCUGA